UUACUUAGCAACGACGAACGCUCUGAUCGUGCUCCGCUUGCUUGCUGUGUGCUAGCCUUUUAUAUAUGUCAAUGGUGCUACCUUGGAAAGCACCGAAGCCCAAAACAUGGAUGAUGAAGACGACCUGGACGAACUGCUAGAUGAAGUUGAAAAAAAGUUUUGUCGCAACGUUUCUGUCGCAUCUUCGGCUUGCGUGGACCAGAGCGAGGCUGGCAAAUGCAGGAGAGACAACGAAGGGCACAGAAAACACAGUGCCACAAAACCUGAACAGCCGAUAAACACUGACGAUAUUGACGCGCUUCUGGAAGAACUACUGGAGGAAGACUUCUGCGAUUCCCCUCAACUAAAGACUGAAGCAUUUCCUAAAGGAACGCAAGCAGAGAAGAAGCUGCCGUCUCAGUCUGGGGGGAGAAAGUGCUGUCCGGUGUUCGUUGGCGGGAGCUCUGUCACAAACGGUGUAGGAACAGCCACAUCCAAGAGGUCAUGCCACCAGUUGAGGUGUACUUCCUGUGACUUCCGGGUGCUGAUGUUUGAUGACUGUGAGUGGGACGUGUCCUGUGAUUACCUGUUCCUCAGGAACAACAUGCCGGACCGUCAGAAGCUCAGAGCCAAGCUGAAGAAGAGGAGAGGUUUGCGGGCGUACGCCUGCCAGUGCAGCUGGUUCUCCACGUCGGAGCCGACGGACCUCCGAGACCAACCGCAGCUCCGAUGGGUCUGUGGCAAACACCAGGACUGAUGUUCAAGGCUGCUUAAAAACGUAUAAACUCACUCUGGAUAACAGAAAUGUCACGAACAGAGAAACUUCUUUACUUAGCUGAUAUCUGUCUUUUGCUCCGUCCAUCCAUCUACUCGACUUCAGCAGCCUUUUCAGAGACAAAAUCCAUCUUCAGACAGAAACAUUUGCGCUGAAAUGGAUCUUCAAGUUCGGAACAUUGGCGAAGUUUUCAUCCCAAUAUGUAUGAGAAACAGUUGACCGCUUCAUUACAGUGGUAUGUGCUUUUAAGAGCUUUAUCAUCUCCUACAGUAUAUACACUUAGUUUGAUUUUCAGCCUCACAAGACCCUUAAAUUCUCAAGGCACUGAUGUCUUAAAUGGUUAAACAUUAGGGAUGUAACGAUACACUCAACUCACUAUUCAACACGAUUCACGAUUUGUUCGAUAGUGACGUCUGAAAUCAAACGAGUGAAAUCUAAAGUAGAUUACGCCUUAGGCCGUUUAAAAAAACUGCAUCGUGAUACAUUUUUUUUUAUCUCAACCGAUUCACGAUGCAUCGUUACAUCCCUAUUGAACAUGUAUGUCUGGUUCAUAAUGCAUCUAAUUCAUCUAGGAAACAUCGUGAUAUCUGUGUAGCUGAAGAGGAACCAUACAGUACCUCUAAGGAAGGCAGAAUAUCUUCUCUAACACACGCUAAUAUCGACAUAAUGUGUUUUUUUUUAAAUGUCAAACAGCUUUAAAUGGUUAAAACCCCAGAAAUCAGAGCACCAACACAUGACAGCAUACGCUAAUUCUGAUGUCAUAUCCAUGUCUAUUUUUUAUACCGUAUUGAUAAUUUGUCUCAUCCUAACUCAUUUUCUGAGCUGUGCUUGUCGACCCUGAAGAUCUUGAUUACUACAAACUCCAGCAAUCAGUGUCUCCUUGACGCAGAUAAUUAUAAUUCAUAUAAUUCACAUAACUUUAUUUAUCCGCUGGGGGCAAUUUUAAAGCACAAGAUCUAUAGAUCAGACAGAUAAGUAAAUUAAUAACACAACCGUUAGAUGUGUUAGGACUUAAAAAUCAGUUGUAUUUCAAUCAGUCUGCUCAUUUUUUAUUUAUUUUUUGUGAUUAACAAUUUUUUAUUUUUUAACAUGCAACUUUGAACAUGAACAACCCCCCCCCCCCCCCCCACACCACACACACACACACACACACACACACACACACACACACACACACACACACACACACACACACACACACACACACACACACAAUAACACAGCCUGCCUGUAUUUAAUCAAUUACUAACACAUUAUGGAAUGGAUUUUUUUCUUUUGACAGUUUUCAGCAAUGAUCCUUAGUGAUAAUCUGCAGAAUUUAACAGACUGUAUUUCUGUUUUGGGUGGAAAUGUAAUUAACAUUCUGAGUUUAUUUUUAUUUAAUUUGUUAAAAACUCUGCGGAGAAAUUCUG
Messenger RNA from Perca fluviatilis (European perch), 2166 nucleotides. RefSeq names its product chromosome 7 C8orf37 homolog (gene cfap418). Gene Ontology annotation, cellular component: cytosol. The coding region runs from base 107 to 736 and encodes 209 amino acids. The transcript is spliced from 6 exons. Lineage: Eukaryota; Metazoa; Chordata; Actinopteri; Perciformes; Percidae. The record is from RefSeq and is a predicted model, not a curated record.